UACAAAAAUAUUGAAUUCGUUCAGAAUUUUUCUGUCAUCUGAACGUGAGAAAGUAAAACUGGUAGUGAAGCUUCGAAAAAUAACCCAAAUAUAUUUUUUACGAAAUUUUACAAUUUGCUACUAAUUAAUUGCAGCCAAGUAACAUACAUAGAACCACACCAAUUUAAUCCGGAAAAACUAUGAACCUCUUAAAUUCAGUACAACGUGCAAUUCUACAAAAUCUUCCGAAAUUAAACAAAUUGCAAUUGGCUACUGUUGCGUAUCAAUUUAAAAUUGAGAGGCCCGUAUACUAUCCGGACCGGCAAAAUGAAAUGCAACGGUUUAGUGAACAGCAAAAGUCACAGUUGGUGGCCGAAACUCAAGAAAAGAAGAAACUCCCUAGAGAUUAUUACUACAAAAUACUUGGUGUAAAGCGACAGGCGACAAUGCAACAAAUAAAGGCAGCUUAUUAUGCGCUUGCAAAGCGCUUUCAUCCAGACGCAGGAAAUUCACCACCACACGCGUCUAAGCGUUUUCAAGAAAUUUCAAAUGCGUAUCAUAUUCUCACUGAUGAGAGCAAGCGUAUGGAAUAUGACCAGUUGGGCAUGGUGAAGGAUGAACAGUCGUUUCUCCACAAAUUCACAAAUGUAGGGAAUGUAAUUAAAAAUCGGAAGGUAGAGGUUGCCCUGCCUACUACCCGCGAAGAGUUAAUUAAAAUGACCACUGGAGAACCCCGAUUGGAACUUACAUUUUUGGAAGCAGCGCACGGACUAAAGAAAAAUAUUGACUUGCGCUUACUGAAGAAAUGUCCUGCAUGUAACGGUAAAUCGCCACAACUAAUUAAUCGCAGCAAACCGGAACUUUGUAGGAAAUGCCAAGGUAUUGGAAAACUGACUAAAAAGACAGCCACGUAUACCAGUAUCCAGGCUUGCGAUCAGUGUCAUGGUAAAAGAUAUAUUAAUCGAAAUGAGUGCGAGACCUGUGACAACCGUGGCAUAGUACUCGAGACAGUCCGCAUUGUUGCGCAAGUACCCGCCGGAGUAAAACAUGGUGAAUUAAUACCCGUCGAUAAUCCUAAAACGAAACAACGUAUUAACUAUCGCGUGCAAGUGCAACCGAGCGAUAUCUUCCAACGUGUUGGUAACAAUGUACUCUCCGACAAGUACAUUACGAUUUCAGAGGCAGUACUCGGUGGAAUCUUCAAAGUACGCGGCAUUUAUGAAGAGCUGGAAGUUAAACUUGAGCCUGGAAUUGAGAGUCACACAACAGUAACCUUGAAGGGCAAAGGAAUUAGAUGUCGUGAUAAUCCUGGUGAUCACAUCGUAAACUUUAAAAUACGUAUACCACGCCAGUUAAGUAUGAAACAACGUCAACUAAUAAUGGCACUUGCCAAAACAGAAGAUCCUACAUUCGAACGAUCUAUUUAGUAAAAAAAUUAAGAACUUAAAUCUGAAGAGUGUCUGCACAUGAAUUCCACGCACUUGGAUAUCGAAUUACGAUUUUCAGUAACUCGAAACUAUAAAACCCUGCUAAGAACAAAUAUGUAAACUGUUUUUCGAAAAUCUGUAAUUAAAAACAAAUAUAUUUCUUGGAAAG
Messenger RNA from Anastrepha obliqua, 1575 nucleotides. Its product is annotated as protein tumorous imaginal discs, mitochondrial. Gene Ontology annotation, biological process: mitochondrion organization; negative regulation of apoptotic process; protein folding. Lineage: Eukaryota; Metazoa; Arthropoda; Insecta; Diptera; Tephritidae. Gene Ontology annotation, molecular function: heat shock protein binding. The transcript is spliced from 3 exons. Gene Ontology annotation, cellular component: mitochondrion. The coding region runs from base 180 to 1406 and encodes 408 amino acids. The record is from RefSeq and is a predicted model, not a curated record.